GUCCCGAUCACGAGUUGACACGAAGGACAAGUCAUAAUGCAGUACUCGGCCAGAAACCUUGCGGCCUGUCUCCUGGCCAUCUGUAUUCACGACACGCUCGCCACGCAACCAGCUAUUCCAGUUCAAGACUCCAGUGUGAACAGCGAAACGACUGUUCCCAUUGCGACAUCUGCUCUCGGUGCCAGUGUUGCUCCCGGCACCACAAUCCCGGCAGAGGUUGUGGCCAGCAGCCAGGAAAGCAUUCAGUCUUUGACAUCCAUCGCUACCCCCGCUGCCUCAGAGGCUUCCGCAGGCGAAUUGCGACCUCUUUCAGGCCUUGCUUCGUCGGCGGUGGAUGGGGCAGCUACUCUGGCUAGCACAACCAGUGAGCUUAUCCCUCUUGUCUCACAGAUUUCAACGACUGCCGAAAUCUCUGAGGUGUCUCCGGUUCAGUCCACUGAAGUGACUUCAGCUGCUAUAUCAACCGCUGAGUUGUCGAGCCUUGAAGCCUCAAGCACUGCCGUUGCCGAGGACCCAGCUUCCACAAACUCUGUUGCACUCGAGACAACAACCGAGAACUCAGCUUUCCCAAGCUCUGUUGCACUCGAGACAACAACGACUAAGGCAUUUGCGACCGAGACAGCCGGAACCGAAACAGCUGGUGCGGACACGACAUCGACCACAGCCAGCAACGGAUUCCUCACCUCAGUUAUUACCGAGUCUUCAGCCAGUGCUAGUUCCGCCACCGCAGAUACCUCCAGAGCUGCGAUAACCUCCCGCCCACCCGGCUUCUUCCCCAUCACAAACAGCACUACUCCAGCAGCCAGCGUAGUCGGCGGAGGGAAGCCACACGGAACUGGUGCUGCCCAUCAAUCGCUGGUCACCGGAAUUUCGAAAAGUCCUUCUAGUUCUGGCGGUGUUCAUUUCGGCAAUUCGACACAGACUUCUGGGUUAUCAACUGCAGCUCCAGCCAGCAGAGGCGGUUCAGGUAGUAGCCUCACUACUCUGACCACCGUCUCGGAUGGCAUGACUCAGACGCUGGUGACAGCUAUAACAUCACAAACGUCAGGAGUUGCUCAGAAUGCGUCGACUACCGCGACUACUCGAUCAAAUUCAGGAGCCGGGCGGCCCAUAGAUUUGAUGGGUGGUGCUGCUUUGAUCGCUGGUGCGGGGAGCGUGCUGGGGAUGCUGUUGCUUUGA
Neurospora tetrasperma FGSC 2508 is the source of this 1179-nucleotide messenger RNA. RefSeq lists its product as uncharacterized. Lineage: Eukaryota; Fungi; Ascomycota; Sordariomycetes; Sordariales; Sordariaceae. The transcript has 2 exons. The record is from RefSeq and is a predicted model, not a curated record. The coding region runs from base 37 to 1179 and encodes 380 amino acids.